AUGAGCGAAAAAAAUGAAGAUCAACAGCUUCUAGCGGAUGCCUCCACUCUUCUCAUGUUUGCCACAGCAGCGGCGCGGCAGGCAUCUCCGGGAACGGGUCUGCCUGGCUCAGCCUCGGAGUCGCAGCCCUCUGCUGCUGUUGCUGAUUCGCCUGCUGCUGUAACUUCUGAGAAACGAACGAGCCUGGUUUCUGAGCGAACUCCUCUCCACAGUGCUGGCUCGGCCAAUUCGGCAAUGCUGGCGUAUCCUGUGGCAUCUACAUUUGUAACACUGUCUCUGCUGGCGACUGAGCCUCAACCUCUUCUCCCGCCUAUGCAUGCUGAAGCAGCCGUUCCGACAACCCGGCUACAACCGUACCCAGAGCAGGGACUUCAUCCUCCAUAUGUUUCCCAGCACGCCUUUCCUGGCCAUGUUCCUGCAAACGCACCGGCGCAGCAAAUGUAUCCAGGACCUAAUGUGGAGUAUAAGAUGCCACCCAUCCAUCCACAGUAUCCGUAUGGCGUAGUGCGCCAACAUCCGCAAUUGCCAGAGGGUCACCAACAAAUGCCUGUUGUUGCCCCUGAGUAUGGUCCUCCUGAAGCCACAUUCAGAACUAGGUACCGCACUCUCUCGCCCAAGGAUGUCAGCUCGGCCUCAGACCCAGCCCAAAAGUUGAAUUUAUCACCAAGGUAUGCAAAUGUACCAGUACAAGGAACAUUUCACCUGAUACACAAGAGAACUUCUUCCGAGGGGUCCCACCAGUACCGGCACCAGCCUGUCUCAAACCACAGCCCUCCUGCUAGCCUAAACGUCGCCCUAGCGCGUGGCAUCAACGUAGAGUCUCGAGAGAGAAGAACAGACAAUGCCAAGAUUGCGGCAGCAGCAUUAGCAGCAGCGGCAGACAUUCCUUUACCUUUGAGAAGAAAUUCUGAUCUGAAAAAGACAGAUUUGGAACUUCAUGAUAUCAAAAAGGAAGACCCAUCCGCCACAGAUGUUGAAUUGGAUGAGAAUAAAACUGAUAUCGAACCCGAAUCCGAGACCGGAGAGUCUGUGAAAAACGAGCCUCUUCCGCCUCACAUCAGUCUCGAAACCAAAACACAAAAGCUGGGCGGACGGAAAAGUACAGGCAGGACGUCUGCGAAGGCGUCAAAAGAUUCUCCGGAUUCUUUCAUAUGUCCUCCCUUAGCUUCUUACAAAGUUGAACCUGAUGCUGGUAUCAUCGGAUGCAUUUGCGAAAUCAACGAAGAUGAUGGAUUUACAAUCCAGUGCGAUAUUUGCUUCAGAUGGCAACAUUGCUCUUGCAUGGGGUUUAAGACAAGUGACGAAGUUCCAGAGGAUGAGUAUAAGUGCUAUUACUGUGACAAGAAUAAGUGGAACAAAUUCGAUGCCUCAAUUUGCAGAGCGGAGACAGCCCGCAGGCUUGAGAGCGAAAAUCAGAAUGAACCUGAGCCACCGACACCUAAACGCAAAACUCUGAAUGGAGGAAAUGAUGAUUCCAGAAAGCGCCGUCGUUCUGAAAAAGAUGCCAAGGUUCCUGCUGAACGAGUAGCCAACGAAAAGCGCAAAUCCACUGCAAAUUUAUUAUCUACUGCAUCCCCUAACACUAGUGCUGUCAUUGCAUUUGAGAUCAAUAAUAAGGACAAUCCGCUUUUGGAGGAUGGUGUCACUGCUGAAUCAUACCAGAGUAUUUACUAUAAACUCACUGAAAAUGAUUUCAAGACCACUGAUGUCAAACUUGAAUUGCAAAAAUUUGGGUCAUCUGUACUGGAGUUGUUAAGUAACUCCAGUCCCAUUGAAAAGAUGUCAAGUUCCCAAUUUGAAACAAUCAGGCUAUGUUAUAUGAUUCUUCCAAAUCUUCAGAAACAGGCUCAAGAGAAAGGUGAUUACAGACGGGGUAAGGGCUUCAAUAAAUUUUCUCUCAGAGUUAAACCUUACAGCGAGAAUCCGAAGCAAAAGUUUGCGGGCAUUUCCAAAGAGAGUCUUUAUAUUACAGAUAUGAACCCGCUUCGAGGAGGCGAAAAUGUCGUGCCAGUGGGUACUCCAAUCAUUGAGUACUUGGGAGAACUAGAUUUUCUCGAGCUGUACAUGAGAAAUAGAGUCAACCAGUACUCGGUUUGGGGUACUAUGAAACCCAAGGUUGUGAGAAUUGACCUAGCCCUGUCCUCAGAUAAUGAAUCUGUUUCGAUUGUGAUUGACUCUCGAUAUGAAGGUAACGAGUCUCGGUUCAUUCGCAAAUCGUGUUCCAGAACGGCCAACUGUGAGAUCAAACCCGUGUAUAUCUCUGACCUUAACACAUUCAGAUUUUUGAUCGUCACGACUCGUCCCAUUGAGCUUAAGGGAGAAGAUCUUGAGGAAGAGCUAAGACUCAACUGGGAAUGGGAUGAUUCCCAUCCCAUAAAAGACAUGCUCAAAACAGGAAUAGACGGCGAUGUUAAAGAAAACAAAAAGUUCGAUGAUUUCAAUGAAGAAGAAAAGAACAUUCUUGUGACUGGGGUCAACACAAUGUUAAACUUUGUUGAAUGUGCUUGUAAUACUACUGCUGUCAAUUCUCAGUGUCCAAUUUUCAAGGUCAAAAAAGCCACCUCGUACCUAUUACGAUCUACUCGCAAGGCAUCCAGUCUCAUCAACACGUCUUCAAACAAGUCUAAAGACGACUUGGUGCUUCCAACAAACAGACGACAAUUUGUAUCAUGGCAAGAAAGAUUGAAACAGCGAGAGAACGCUCUUCUGGUUCAGUAUUUUGGCAUACAGGAGAAGAACGAAGAUGACCUUAUUCAAGAUGAUGCUGUUGACUCUGAAACUCUGAACGAAGUGAAAGAAGGGCAUUUGAGCGUUAAUACGCGGGAAACGAAGAUCCCACCUCGUGUGAAGAUAUUGACCCAAAGCAAGAAGUUCGGAGUAAACAGUCCGAAAGUAGUGCCUGGUUCUCAAUCAGAAAUAGGACCAGAAAUUGUUUUGGAUUCUUCAAAAAUUUCAGUGCCGCUAACGAAUGAUGUUCUUGCAAGUAUCCGAGAGCAAGUUAUGCAAGUCCUUAGACCAGCAAAAGAGCCGUCACAGAAUGAUCGCUCGCCCAAAAUUCAGACUGAUAGUAAGCCAGCUCAUGAAAUCACAACACCUCUUGUAUCAAAACCAGCUCAUUCAAAGGAAAAUUCUCCGUUGGCCACGCAAUCGGAACAGAAAGAAGCUUCUAUUACAGAGCAUAAGCCACUGGUGGUGAAAAAGCUCUCUUUUGCAGACUACAAGAAGAAAAUGAAGUAA
Australozyma saopauloensis is the source of this 3237-nucleotide messenger RNA. It is a transcript of the gene SET3, whose product is annotated as histone-binding protein. Bases 1 to 3237 code for a protein of 1078 amino acids. Gene Ontology annotation, biological process: regulation of DNA-templated transcription. The record is from RefSeq and is a predicted model, not a curated record. The transcript has a single exon. Lineage: Eukaryota; Fungi; Ascomycota; Pichiomycetes; Serinales; Metschnikowiaceae. Gene Ontology annotation, cellular component: Rpd3L-Expanded complex; Set3 complex.